Messenger RNA from Seriola dumerili (greater amberjack), 1804 nucleotides. RefSeq names its product retinaldehyde-binding protein 1-like (gene rlbp1a). The transcript has 8 exons. Lineage: Eukaryota; Metazoa; Chordata; Actinopteri; Carangiformes; Carangidae. Gene Ontology annotation, cellular component: membrane. Gene Ontology annotation, molecular function: phosphatidylinositol bisphosphate binding. Bases 103 to 1041 code for a protein of 312 amino acids. The record is from RefSeq and is a predicted model, not a curated record.
CUCUUGGUCCUCUCCCCUCCUGUUGUCUCCUUUGCCACUCCGUCCACUUCUCUCAUCCCGUCUGUUUAAGUGUUGGUGAAACCGCUGAGAGACGCUGCAACCAUGGCUGCUACUGGAUCUUUCCGUAUGGUGUCAGAGGAGGAGCAGGCCAUGAGGUCCAAGCUGGAGCAUUUGACAGUGAAGGAUCAUGGGCCAGUGUUUGGGCCUUGCCACAAACUGCCUGGCCACACUGUGCAAAAGGCAAAGGAUGAGCUGAAUGAGACGGAUGAGAGGCGGGCAUCAUCACUGAAGGACCUGCGAGCCAUGAUGAAGGAUCGGGCAGCGGAGGGAGACGACCUGGCCAAACUGGUGUUGGAGCGCUUCAGGGACAAACCCGACUCUCUGCUGCUGCGCUUCCUCAGAGCCCGCAAGUUCGAUGUUGUCAGAGCCCACGAGCUUCUGAAGGGUUAUGUGCGCUUCAGGAAAGAGUAUCCCGAGCUGUUUGAGAACCUGACCCCUGAGGCGGUCCGCAGCACCAUUGAGGCGGGCUACCCUGUGGUUCUGCCCAGCAGAGACAAGUACGGCCGCGUGGUCCUGCUCUUCAACAUCGAGAACUGGGACCUGGAGGAGAUCACAUUCGAUGAGCUCUUGAGAGCAUACUGUGUGAUCCUGGAGAAGUUGCUUGAAAAUGAAGAGACCCAGAUCAACGGCUUUGUCCUGAUCGAGAACUUCAAGGGCUUCACCAUGCAGCAUGCCUCAGGAAUUAAACCGGCUGAGCUCAAGAAGAUGGUGGACAUGCUGCAGGACUCCUUCCCCGCCCGUUUCAAGGCAGUCCACGUUACUCACCAGCCCUGGUACUUCACCACCACGUACAACGUGGUCAAACCUUUCAUGAAGAGCAAACUGCUGGAGAGGGUCUUUGUUCACGGUGACGAGCUGGAUAACUACUUGAAAGAAUUCGAUGCAGACAUCCUGCCAGCAGAUUUUGAUGGGAAAGCCUCUGUUGCUGACUGCCAGGCCAUCGCCACCAAGAUUUUUGGCUCUGAAGACACUGCUCUCUGAAACAGUCCUCCCUUUUCAAACCCAGGAGUCAUAGUGUCCUUCACCCUAGAUGCUUCUUUUGUGAUCAGAUCAGACAUGUGGUCUACUUUGAAGCUAGGUUGAUAUUGUUAUUUUUAUUAUUAAUAUUCAGGCAGUUCCUAUGAGCAAAAAGAAGUAUCUAGAGUUAGGAGCAGGGGGAUGGUUUGCAAAUGAGUAAUAUAUGGUGAUAGAAACGGGAACGAAAAAGGAUGUUUAGAUAUUACAGAGAGAGUAACUGAUGGUUAACAUUUGUGAUUUUAUAGUUCUGACAACUUAUGCUCCUCUUCUGAUUGUUACAGUCCAAGCACAGGGAGGAUGAGAGAGUUUAUAAUGUGAUGAGGUCAGACUGAGUUUGGUUUGGUGUUCUUCGCCUUAAAAAUGAAUUUCACAACAUAUAGAAGUGUCUUGUGCCUACAAUCGUGUCAGAUGAAGGAGAACAGUUGUGUAUUUCAAUUAUUAAGGGUGAAUUCUACAAAGGUACGAGGAGGGGAAACUGAUGAUGGAUAUGCCUGCAUUUGAUUGUUGUUUUAGGAGCCGGAGCCUCCUGAUGCAGUGCCAUGGAAACACUUCUUUGUCUCAACAGCCUUGUUUGUGUUGCUGCACACAGAUGCCUGAUGUACCACAAAGAUCCAUUCUGCAACACGCAUUGGAUUGGGAAAUGUUCAAUAAAAUAGUUUUUUUGUGUGUCUAUAGUUUUAUAUGAAUCGCCAUUUUUAUAAUGUGUUCUUACUGUUAUUUCUGCUAA